This is a messenger RNA of Zootermopsis nevadensis, 3305 nucleotides long. RefSeq lists its product as uncharacterized. NCBI's taxonomy places the organism in Eukaryota, Metazoa, Arthropoda, Insecta, Blattodea, Termopsidae. The record is from RefSeq and is a predicted model, not a curated record.
GGGACAGGACAUCAAGCACAUGUGCAGUCCAAUGUGGUGUUGACUGUAGCACGAACACGCAAUGGCGGGCCUUCUGUUCGUAGUAUGUGUGCCCACAAGUGAAUACGAAGUUAAUCUGGCGGAAAAUCUAAAAGGAAAAAGUGUUUCUUCAAACAGCACGAACGAAGACUUCAUUCAACAAUUCACAGAUAACAAAUCAGAUUCAUUACAUAGUUUGAGGAAGACAAUUUCGACAACUGACACUCUGUAUGAAACAGAUGACACUAGCAUUUCUUACAUAUCUAAGACGCCAAAAGAAUGUUCCACGGCAACAAUAAACAGUGACGGUAACAAUCAGGAGAGAAGCAAUAUUAAUGUUGGACGAAUAAGUAAAUGUCACCCUAAAAUAAAUAUCGAUAAGCCAUGUGAGAUCACACUUAAGCCUGAAGAAACGUUCCAUCAUGAACAUUUGCCGAGAGUUAAGGAAGGUACAUCUGAUCUGACCAAGGUACAAUGUUUUGAAGAGACGAUACCAAUGAAAAAGGUACUUGAAUUGGUACUUGAAAAGUUAAAAAUAGACAAUGCUGUUUGGUGUUCUGGUGAGAAUGGCCAGUAUUACCAGGUAUUUUUCACUGUUGGUUCUGGUGAACGUUGUGAAGAGAUACUCAGACAUCUAAAUGAAUCAGGAAUAGGUGUCAGACUGAACUCGGUGGUCAGCGUAAUACCAUGCACACUGCACUAUCAGGGAAAACAACCGACAUCAAUUGAAGACUGUCCAGAUUUGCAGGAAACAGAUGAAUCUAAACAAAAAUCUGCUAAACUCUCAGCAUGGGAUAAGUUUGUGUUGUCAGUACGUGCCAGACUAACAGUCGCACAAGUUGUAGAAGGUGUGAGAGCAGAUGCAAACCUCACCUUUGACUUCCUUGUUCUUCUUGUCCUUUCAGGAAUUGUGGCUGCAUUGGGACUUGCAGAAAACAGCACUGUGAUUUUGGUUGCCAGUAUGUUGAUCUCGCCUCUGAUGGGACCCAUCAUGGCUGGAACCUUUGGCACUGUGAUUGUGGAUAGGCAGCUUCAGAAAAUGGGUGUUCUGAAUGAAUUGAUUGGUUUGCUUGUGUGUCUUGUUGUUGGUUUCAUCUUUGGAUUGGCAGCGGGUUUAGCUAAUGAACACUGGGGAAAUGGUGGUUGGCCUACUGAUGAGAUGAUUGCUAGAGGUCAGAUUAGGUCCCUAUGGGUUGGACUGCUGGUUGCGCUUCCUUCAGGAGCUGCAGUAGCCAUUGCGAUUCUUGUGGACAACACUGCAUCUCUUGUGGGUGUGGCCAUCUCUGCUUCCCUGAUGCCACCAGCUGUGAAUGCUGGAUUAUUCUGGGCAUUAGCAUGCAUGGACAUUCUGUGGCAAGGACGCAUGCAGUUAGAGGAUGAUGAUCCUAAUGCAGUCAAGUCCUACAGUCCCAUCUAUUCAGAAAACCCUCGUGUUGAGCUUCUAGUUCUCGGCACUGUCAGCCUUUGCCUCACACUUGUCAACAUUAUCUGCAUAUUCGUUGCAGGAAUUAUAGUUCUUAAAAUCAAAGAAGUUGCACCUCGUACUUCAAAAGAUCAAAUGCAGUUCUGGAAACAUGACAUCAAGAUUGCACGAGAUUACAACAGAACAUUUCACGGUGAAGAUGCUGAAGAAAUUCAGAAACGCAGGUUAGCAGAAGAAAUUGCCCGCACAAAGUUGCAGUCAAAUCUAAAUGCAGUGGCACCAAAUGUAUAUAGUUUGAGCUGUCAUAAUUCUACAGUUGCAUUACAUGAGGUAUUUAAUCCAAUAGCAACAAGUGAAUCUCUCAAUCAGCUGACUUGGUCUCCAAGUACAGUGGGCAUUAAUCAAGAGAGACGACCAACUCUAUAUGAUCUGGAGAAAAUGUACACAACUAUUUCAACAGCAAGAGGUCAAGGAACUCUGGAUGUGCAGCCUCUUCAGCGUAGAAAACGUAGACAUUCAGGCGGGGUAUUCUGCUUAGGAGGCAGUGAAGUGAACGGUGUCACGUGUACCAUGCCUGUAACUCUUCCUCAAGCCGCAGAUCUAUCUGGCAACACAGUUCUUGCUCUACCCACCAUCACAGAAAGAAACCGUCAACACCUGUUGGGUUCUGACCCCAGCACUAGCUGUUCAUAUCCAUCUAUAUCACCAAAACAGCCAUCAUUAGUAACAGCAGCAGCAGUGCCAUAUGGUGAUAGGAGGGUAUUCACAGUGACCCUUGCUGAAGAUCCGAUAUCAAAUGUUUAGUGAUAUCUGCUUUAGCAUUAUAUUUCUUAAAAUGUAUCAGGAUCAAAAUGUUCCCAAUGAUUCAAUUCUAUCUUUUGUAUUAUAUAGUAAUUUUAAUAACAUAUACUGUAGUAACUGAGUGUUGAAGAAAGUAAUAUAACCAAAUAAAUAAUUUUUGUGGGAUCACAUACAAAUUUGUAUAUGAAUUUAAUAGAUAUUGCAUAAAUUAUGUAUAUAUUUCAAAAUGUUUAUGUAUAAAAUAAGCUAUACACUGUUUGUAUUUUGAAGUUAUUUGAAAAUAUUUUCCAUAUUCAGGCUAACCGGUAAAGUCUGUAGAUUUCAGGAAGUUUUCUUAAAACAAUAUCUUUUGGUCUCUCUAGUAUGCAGCCAUUUGUAAUUCCAAUUCUCUGUGGUGGUUGUGCUAGUUUCCUUUAGGUAUAUCUCAUAUUUUAAGUGAAAACUUGUUAGCUCUCUCCACUGACCAAGAAUGUUCUCCAUUAUGAAUUUUAGUAACAGUCAGUAUGUGAAAAUUCACACUAUUAUCACAUACACAUUAAAGUUUUUCUGUAAUUAUACUAUCAAACAGAGACAUCUGGUUUGCAUAGAGACUAGUGAGUCCCCCCCCCCCCCUUUUAAUGGGGCUAUUAAAUACUUGUUGGAUUAACAAAUGUUUUACACAAAAGUUUCAAAAUUUGAGUGUAUGUGUUUUAUAUAUAAAUUGUUUUUGAGAAAGUGGCUGCCAUACCUGAAAUAGACAAAGCCUUGUAUCAAAAUGGUGAAAUGGAUCUUACUUAUAAUUUUUGAAAAAAGUGAUCUUUUGAAUUCUAUUGUGUAUUUUUAAUUUUGUAUUAAAACAAUUUUUUUUGGGUGCAAUAUGAACUUAUUGGGCGCAUUCUAUUGCCUUUUACUCAUUGUGAUCCAUUAAGGGAAAAUAUUAAACAUGUUAACUUCAAGAUGGCUGAAUUUCCAUUUGCUGGCCAUAUUUCAGAACCUGUGAAACCACUACAUUGCAACAUAACCCAGUGAAUUUCUUUGUAAAACUUGUUCAGAUAGCAGAAUUAAUAUAUAUUUAUGGCUUGUU